Musa acuminata AAA Group (dessert banana) is the source of this 2256-nucleotide messenger RNA. RefSeq names its product probable receptor-like serine/threonine-protein kinase At5g57670. Gene Ontology annotation, biological process: protein phosphorylation. Gene Ontology annotation, molecular function: protein kinase activity; ATP binding. The transcript has 7 exons. Bases 960 to 2162 code for a protein of 400 amino acids. The record is from RefSeq and is a predicted model, not a curated record. Lineage: Eukaryota; Viridiplantae; Streptophyta; Magnoliopsida; Zingiberales; Musaceae.
AUGUUGUCAAGAUUUCUCUAUGUUAUCAUCAACAUACUUUACAUACCUCUGUUCUUGUUUGUUCUAUACAAAGCUCUCUUUUUUCCCCCCCUUUCUCUUAGGAUAAAAUCCAUAGCUCAAUCUCUCACAGAGCUAACUUUAAGUAGCAGCAAAUUCUUGUGCUCCAAACACCACCAGUUCACAUGGAAGACGGUGGCAAAGAAAUUGGCCUAAUUCCCACUGUUGAUUGCAGCUCUGUUCUAUCUGCAUCUCCUCUCUCUCUCUCUCUCUCUCUCUCUCUCUCUCUUAUUUGUUGUUUGUGGACAGAAUCUAUUAGCUCAAUUGCUCAAUCUAUUGCAUGUAAGUAAGAACAAAUGCCACCUUCCACACAACCAAAGCAUAUAUGUUACAAGGAAGACAACGGCAGAGACAGUGAUCUUCUUCCCACCUACAUAGCUCCAUCUUCCAUCCUCUCUCUCUCUCUCUUUCUCUCUCUCUCUCUAAGUAAGAACAAAUGCUUGAGUUCCAAAUGCCACCUUCCACACUACCAAAGGAUAUAUGUUACAAGGAAGACAACGGCAGAGACAGUGAUCUUCUUCCCACCUACAUAGCUCCAUCUUCCAUCAUCUCUCUCUCUCUCUCUCGCUCGCUCUCUCUCUCUCUCUCUCUCUCUCUCUCUCUUUCUCUCGCGCUAUUGUCUUUUUUAAUACCAAAUGCACAACCAUGACAAUAAAUGCCUCCAUGCAUCCCUUGCAACCAAAGCAUCCUCUCCCCUGCCUUUGCUCUUAGCUUUUCAUGGUGCACUGUUUCAAAUGCCAUUAAUGCCUCCUCUUCUCCCUCCAUCCUCCUCCCCUCACUGCCCAUUUCAUCCCCCCUGCAGCCCUUCUCCGCUUCUCCUUUUCCUUGGGAGCCCGACUGCCCUACGCCUGUAGCGUGGAGCGCAACGACUGCACUCCGCUUCUCCUUUACAGAGACGAAGAAUGCGGGAGCUGUGUAAGAAGAGCAAAAGCCUCAGGCGCCUCCUCUCUGUCACCGUUGGAAGGAGGAGGAGCAGAGAUGAAGAGGACACGCACGAGAACGCCUCCCCGGUGCGUGAGAGCAAACAGGUGGAGCUUAUGCUCGAUGUUAGCUCGCCGCCCCUGAAACCAACUUGGAGAUGCUUCUCCUACAAUGAGAUCCACAAGGCGACCAAUGGUUUUCACCAAGAUAACUUGGUGGGCAGAGGUGGGCACGCGGAGGUGUACAGGGGCGUGAUGGAGGACGGGCGUGCGAUUGCCGUGAAGAGGAUGAUGAUAGCCGCCACGGACGAGCAGAGGGAGAAGGACUUCUUGACGGAGCUCGGCACCGUCGGCCAUGUGCGGCACCCUAAUGUGUCUGCUCUUCUCGGCUGCUGCAUCGACCGCGACCUCCACUUGAUCUUCGAGUUCUCCUCCCGUGGCUCCGUCUCGUCCAAUCUCCACGAUGAGAACUCGCCACCAAUGGCUUGGAAACUGCGGUACGACAUCGCGGUGGGCACUGCGCGCGGACUCCAUUACCUGCACAAGGGGUGCCAGAGAAGGAUCAUCCACAGAGACAUCAAGGCCUCCAACAUACUCCUCACGACCAGCUUUGAGCCUCAGAUUUCAGAUUUCGGCCUUGCAAAAUGGCUUCCGUCGGAGUGGACUCACCGUGCGGUUGCGCCGAUCGAAGGGACAUUUGGGUGCUUGGCGCCGGAAUACUUCAUGCAUGGCAUCGUGGACGAGAAGACGGACGUCUUCGCCUUCGGCGUCUUCCUGCUGGAGAUCAUAUCCGGUAGAAAGCCAGUGGAUGGCUCCCACAGGAGCUUGCUUAGCUGGGUAGAUGCAAGACCUUUUCUCGACGAUGGCAACAUGCGAGUGCUGGUCGAUCCAAGAUUAUGUGAAGACUAUGACAUGGAGCAGCUGAGAAGGCUCACCUUCUCAGCCUCUCUGUGUGUCAGAGCAGCAGCAACAUUGCGCCCCUCCAUGACCGAGUAUGAUUGUCUGCAGGUCGUGGAAUUAUUGGAGGGUGGUGAGAUUUCGCAAGAUCGAUGGACGACACCAGAGGAGGAGGCAGAGGAGGUGGAAGAAGAGUUUUGGGGCUUUGAUGAUCUCAUCAACGACGACGACGGUACUACUCCCUCAUCUUUAGGAUCUCCAAUGAGGAGUAACGUACAGAACAAGUAGCAUUUGGACAUGCGAUGUUCAUAUAUCUUAAGUUGGUAUGUUUAAGGCAUUGUAAGCCAAACUACAGCAAUAGAAUUUUAGAUUGUUGGAGCCA